AUGUCCGACUUCCCUAGCACAGAGAACGGCAAGAUCUCGCUCAAGAACCGCGUCGUCAUCGUCACCGGUGCCGGAAACGGUCUUGGCAAGGCGUACGCCCUCUUCUUUGCCUCGCGCGGCGCAAAGGUCCUGGUCAACGACCUGGGCCCGGCGGCAAACGACAAGAGCAAGAAGGCCGCCGACCUCGUCGUCGAGCAGAUCAAGUCCAACGGCGGAGAGGCCAUCGCCAACUACGACUCCAACGUCGAGGGCGCAAAGAUUGUCCAGCAGGCCGUCGACAAGUGGGGCCGCAUCGACAUCCUCAUCAACAAUGCGGGCAUCCUGCGCGACAAGUCGUUCAAGGGCAUGACGGACAAGGAGUGGGACCAGAUCACCGACGUCCACAUCACCGGCUCGUACGCCUGCGCAAAGGCCGCCUGGCCCCACAUGCGCAAGCAAAAGUACGGCAGGAUCCUCAACACGGCCUCGGCCGCCGGCCUCUACGGCAACUUUGGACAGGCAAACUACUCGGCCGCCAAGAUGGCCAUGGUCAGCUUCUCCAAGUCGCUCGGCAUCGAGGGCGCAAAGUACAACAUCCUCGCAAACACCCUCGCCCCCGUCGCCGCCAGCCAGCUCACCCAGACCAUCAUGCCGCCGGAGAUGCUCGAGAACCUCACGCCCGACUACGUCGUCCCCAUCGUCACCUACCUCGUUUCGUCCGAGAACAAGGACAUCAACGGCCAGGUGUUUGAGUGCGGCGCCGGCUUCUUUGCCAUGGUCCGACGCGAGCGCAGCCGCGGCGUCGUCUUCAAGACCGACGACACCUUCACCCCCGCCGCCGUCCGCGCCAAGAUUGACGAGAUCCUCGACUUUGACGAGGGCGCCACGUACCCCGAGAAGGUCACCGACGCCAACCACAUGGAGUUCCUUGAGCGCGCCCAGGCGGCCAAGCCCAACGACCAGGGCGAGGGCCCCGUCCGCUUUGACGGCAAGACGGUCAUCGUCACGGGCGCCGGCGCCGGUCUCGGCCGAGCCUAUGCCCUCAUGUUUGGCAAGCUCGGCGCCAACGUUGUCGUCAACGACUUUGCCGAGAAGAACGCCGCCGCCGUCGUCGACGAGAUCAAGAAGGCCGGCGGCAAGGCGGCGCCCGCCGUCGGCUCGGUCGAGGACGGCGAGAAGGUGGUCAAGGCGGCGCUCGACGCCUUUGGCGGCCUCCACGCCGUCAUCAACAACGCCGGCAUCCUGCGCGACAAGUCGUUUGCCGCCAUGACCGACGACCAGUGGCACGCCGUCAUCAACGUGCACCUGCGCGGCACCUACGCCGUCUGCAAGGCCGCCUGGCCCAUCUUCCAGAAGCAGAAGUACGGCAGGAUCGUCAACACGACGUCGGCCGUCGGCAUCUACGGCAACUUUGGCCAGGUCAACUACGCCACCGCCAAGUCGGGCAUCAUUGGCCUCACCCAGACGCUCGGCAUCGAGGGUGCCAAGUACAACAUCCUUGCCAACACGAUCGCGCCCAACGCCGGCACCGCCAUGACCUCGACCAUCUGGCCCCAGGAGAUGGUUGACGCGUUCAAGCCCGAGUUUGUCGCGCCCAUGGUCGGCUACCUGGCCAGCGAGGCCAACACCGAGCACAGCAAGCUGCUCUUUGAGGUGUCCGGAGGCUGGGUCGCCGCCACCCGCUGGCAGCGCGCCGGCGGCCACGCCUUCAGCCACGGCAAGCCGCCGAGCCCCGAGCAGGUGGUCAAGAGGUGGAGCAAGAUCACCGACUUUGAGACCAACCCGAGCUGGCCCACGAGCCCGAGCGAGUCGCUGGGCGACAUCGUGUCCAACUUUGGCCAGCAGUCGGACGAGGAGGACGACGACGAGGCCGACGGCGGCGCCGACAGCUACAUCGACCCCGAGGACCCCGAGGAGGUCAAGGCGGCCAAGCGCGAGAAGAUCGAAGAGUCCGAGUUCACCUACGGCGAGCGCGACGUCAUCCUCUACAACCUCGGCGUCGGCGCCACGGAAAAGGAGCUCGACCUCAUCUUUGAGCAGGACGACGAGUUCAAGGCGGUGCCCACGUUUGGCGUCAUCCCGCAGUUUACCGCCUCGAGCGGCAUCCCGCUCGACUUCCUGCCCAACUUUAGCCCGAUGAUGCUGCUCCACGGCGAGCAGUACCUGGCCAUCAAGAAGGAGAUUCCGACGAGCGCGACGCUCGUCAACCGGCCCAAGAUCCUCGAGGUGCUCGACAAGGGCAAGGCGGCCGCCGUCACCUCGAUCACCCACACGCUCGACAAGGCUUCGGGCGACGUCAUCUUUGAGAGCCAGAGCACCGUCUUUAUCCGUGGCUCGGGCGGCUUUGGCGGCAAGAAGACGGGACGCGACCGCGGCGCCGCCUCGGCGGCCAACAAGCCGCCGCAGAGGAAGGCGGACAAGGUCGUGACCGAGAAGACGACCGACAGCCAGGCGGCCCUGUACCGCCUGAGCGGCGACUACAACCCGCUCCACGUCGACCCGAGCUUUGCGGCCGUGGGCGGCUUUGACAAGCCCAUCCUGCACGGCCUGUGCUCGUUUGGCAUCUCGGGCAAGCACAUUUUCCGCGCCUAUGGCCCGUACAAGGACAUCAAGGUGCGCUUCACGGGCCACGUCUUCCCCGGCGAGACGCUCGAGACGAGCAUGUGGAAGGAGGGCAACAAGGUCAUUUUUACCACGCGCGUCGUCGAGAGGAACACGCAGGCGCUCGGCGCCGCCGCCGUCACCCUGGUCGACUAG
Molecule: messenger RNA, 2736 nt
Organism: Pseudozyma flocculosa PF-1
Lineage: Eukaryota; Fungi; Basidiomycota; Ustilaginomycetes; Ustilaginales; Ustilaginaceae
Exons: 2
Coding region: 1-2736 (911 amino acids)
Molecular function (GO): oxidoreductase activity
Source: RefSeq, a predicted model, not a curated record